AUUUUAAAGAACUAGAAACUUAAGUUGUAAACUGCUGUGGUCAUAUUUACAGAAAUAAAACAAGCGAAAAUAACAUUUGGACAUUUAUCAAACUAAGUAAUUUUAUCAAUCUGAGGGAAACAGAGAUAAAGAUUAAAAAUCUUAUUCAAGAGGUGUUUGAAAACAACUUCUGCUGAUAGAAUAAAAUGUGAAAGAGGCAUACAUUUUUUAAAGUUUUUUUUCUGCAUUGUAUUCAACUGUCAGAGACCAGCAGUGACCCUUCCACAACACUAGGGGGCAGCAGUACCCACCAGAAAAUGAAAAAGCCGGAAGAGAAAGAAAAAAAAAACCAAACAAACAGGCGGAACCUUUCUUUCGUUCCUUCUGAACACCACGGACGGUUUACCGCGGUGCACGGAGUGUUAGAUUCCCCAACAGCCGCUUUAAGACUGUAUUUAUGAGUUUAGGGUUAACCAGCGGUUGAUAACCAUGGAGGUCCUCGGUGAAGACUUUGGAGACUUGACUCCUCAGGAGUUGGCGGCUCCUGUCAACACCGUGGCUGAGGUUACUUCAUCGUUAAAGGUCAGGAGAAAGUCAUCCUGAUCCAGGAGCAGCUGUCUAAGAACCGGAUCAUCGUGGACCAAGACAGGAAGGGGACAGUUGGAGCUUCAGUUACUAGCUCUACUCAUGAAAAGAAAAGUAGAACUAAUAUUAUUGUGAAGCAAGGACGCUUCUACCUGAGACAUAACACGCUGUCGGAGGACGCGCCCAUCGCUAUCAUCUUUAAGGGUAUGGGUGUGGAGAGCGACCAGGAGAUCGUGCAGAUGAUUGGCACAGAGGAGCAUGUCAUGGCCAACUUCGCCCCGAGCCUGGAGGAGUGUCAGAAAGCCCAGAUCUUCACGCAGACUCAGGCUCUGAGGUUUCUUGGGAAUAAAGUGCGCAGGCAGCGGAUGUGGGGAGGGCCCAAGAAGACCAAGAUGGAGGAGGCCAGGGAGCUGCUGGCCUCACUCAUCCUCACUCACGUACCUGUUAAAGAGUUUAACUUUCGAGCAAAGUGUAUUUAUCUGGCUGUGAUGGUUCGGAGAGUGAUCCUGGCUCAAGGUGAUAACAAGGUGGAUGACAGAGAUUACUAUGGAAACAAGCGUCUGGAGCUGGCUGGACAGCUCUUGUCUUUGCUGUUUGAGGAUUUGUUCAAGAAGUUUAACUCUGAACUGAAGAAGAUUGCUGACCAGAUCAUCCCCAAGCAGAGAGCGGCUCAGUUUGAUGUGGUCAAACACAUGCGGCAGGAUCAGAUCACCAACGGCAUGGUCAACGCCAUAUCCACCGGAAACUGGUCUCUGAAGAGGUUCAAGAUGGACCGUCAGGGCGUCACCCAGGUUCUGUCUCGGCUUUCUUACAUUUCUGCUCUGGGUAUGAUGACCAGGAUCUCCUCUCAGUUUGAGAAGACCAGGAAGGUGAGCGGGCCGCGCUCUCUGCAGCCGUCGCAGUGGGGCAUGCUGUGUCCGUCCGACACGCCUGAAGGAGAGGCUUGCGGUUUGGUGAAGAACUUGGCUCUGAUGACUCACAUCACCACCGACAUGGAGGACGGACCCAUCAUCAAGCUGGCCUUGAACCUCGGGGUGGAAGACGUCAACCUGCUGUGUGGGGAGGAGCUGUCCUACCCCAGCGUCUUCCUCGUCUUCCUCAACGGAAACAUCCUCGGCGUGAUAAGAAAUCACCACAAACUCGUCACCACUUUCAGACUCAUGCGCAGGGCCGGUUUCAUCAACGAGUUUGUGUCCAUCUCCACAAACCUGACCGAUCGCUGCGUGUACAUCUCCUCAGAUGGAGGACGACUCUGCAGGCCGUACAUCAUAGUGAAGAAGGGACAGCCCAUGGUGAAAAGCAAACACAUUGAAGAUCUUUCUCAGGGUUACAGAAAUUUUGAGGACUUUCUGCAUGAAGGUCUGGUAGAGUAUCUAGACGUCAACGAGGAGAACGACUGUCAGAUUGCUCUCUAUGAACACAUGAUCAACAAAGACACGACUCACUUGGAGAUCGAGCCGUUCACGCUGCUCGGAGUGUGUGCAGGCCUCAUUCCCUACCCCCACCACAACCAGUCGCCCAGGAACACGUACCAGUGUGCUAUGGGCAAGCAGGCCAUGGGAACUAUUGGCUACAACCAGAGGAACCGUAUUGACACCCUGAUGUACCUGUUGACGUACCCUCAGAGGCCCAUGGUCAAAACCAAAACCAUCGAGCUGAUUGACUUUGAAAAGCUCCCUGCGGGUCAGAACGCCACAGUGGCAGUGAUGAGCUACAGCGGCUACGACAUUGAAGACGCUCUAGUUCUCAACAAAGCCUCACUUGACAGAGGAUUUGGUCGAUGCCUUGUUUACAAAAAUACAAAGUGCACACUGAGGCGGUACACUAACCAGACUUUUGACAAAGUCAUGGGGCCCAUGCUGGAUGCUGUCACACGCAAACCUCUUUGGAGACACAACAUCCUGGAUGCUGAUGGCAUUUGCUGUCCUGGUGAAAGAGUGGAAAACAAGCAAAUUUUGGUGAACAAGUCGAUGCCAACUGUCACUCAGACACCACUGGAGGGCAGUGCCCAUCCAGGCCAGCCCCAGUACAAAGACGUGCCCAUCAGCUAUAAAGGCUCCACGGACUCGUACAUCGAGAAGGUCAUGAUCUCCUCCAACGCUGAAGAUGCCUUCCUCAUCAAGAUCCUGCUGAGGCAGACCAGGAGGCCGGAGAUAGGAGACAAGUUCAGCAGUCGACACGGGCAGAAAGGUGUUUGUGGGCUCAUCGUGCCGCAGGAGGACAUGCCGUUCUGUGACUCCGGCGUCUGUCCAGAUAUCAUCAUGAACCCUCACGGGUAUCCCUCCAGAAUGACGGUGGGGAAGCUGAUUGAACUGCUGGCCGGGAAAGCCGGAGUUCUGGACGGACGCUUCCACUAUGGUACGGCUUUUGGAGGCAGUAAAGUGAAGGAUGUGUGCGAGGAUCUUAUCCGUUAUGGGUACAACUACCAGGGCAAGGACUAUGUGACCUCAGGAAUCACAGGGGAACCCCUGGAGGCUUACAUCUACUUUGGGCCGGUCUAUUACCAGAAGCUGAAGCACAUGGUUCUGGAUAAGAUGCACGCCAGAGCUCGGGGUCCCAGAGCGGUUCUCACCAGGCAGCCCACAGAGGGACGCUCCAGAGACGGCGGUCUGCGUCUGGGGGAGAUGGAGCGCGACUGUUUGAUCGGCUACGGGGCGAGCAUGCUACUGCUGGAGCGCCUCAUGAUCUCCAGUGACGCCUUCGAGGUGGAUGUUUGUGGACAGUGUGGCCUGCUUGGAUACUCCGGGUGGUGUCAUUACUGUAAGUCGUCUUGUCACGUCUCCUCCCUGAAAAUCCCGUACGCCUGCAAGCUUCUCUUCCAGGAGCUGCAGUCCAUGAACAUCAUCCCUCGACUCAAACUGUCGCGUUACAACGAGUGAGAAACAGAAACAAAGUCUGCGUGAGUGAACGGUUAAACGCCCGAGAGGGAUCAAGUUUAAGUUUAGAGCAAGCUGUUGAGUUCCUAAAAUGAAACUGAAGUUUUUUUCUGUUUGGAAGUUUUUUUGCUCUUUUCCAAAGAUGUUUUCUGAGUGUGUACAUAAUAAACAAAGUUAUUUCUUUCA
Messenger RNA from Oryzias melastigma (Indian medaka), 3626 nucleotides. RefSeq names its product polymerase (RNA) III (DNA directed) polypeptide B (gene polr3b). Gene Ontology annotation, cellular component: RNA polymerase III complex. Gene Ontology annotation, biological process: DNA-templated transcription. The record is from RefSeq and is a predicted model, not a curated record. Gene Ontology annotation, molecular function: DNA-directed RNA polymerase activity; ribonucleoside binding; DNA binding. NCBI's taxonomy places the organism in Eukaryota, Metazoa, Chordata, Actinopteri, Beloniformes, Adrianichthyidae.